GGGUUAUCAUGGAGGAAGAGAAGAGACCAGAGGAGACGGAACCAGAAAAGCAGCCGAUGGCAGCUAAGAAAGCCGCAUCUAAGAAAAAGAACAAAGAGUGUGCUUUAUGUAGAUGUCCCCUGGCCUCGUCAUAUAGUAAAAGGUUAUGCCAGGACUGUAUUGAAAAGACCCUGGCGGAGGAAUCCCCCAACCUUAUGCGAGACAUUAGGAGUCUCAUUAAAACAGAAGUUAAGGAAUCCCUUAAGACGUCAAAGAAAUCUAAGAAGGUGGUAGAUAAAACAGAUUCAGAACCGGAUUCGGUUAGCGAAGAAGAUAGAGAUGACCGGUCCGAGGAUUCAUCAUUUGCGGAGGAAGAACAGGAGAAAAGAUUCAUGUUCCCAGUGUCGGAUACAGAGAAAUUAUUAAAAACGAUUAGGGCCACUUUAGAGCUGGAGGAUAUCAGGGAAGAUAGGUCCGUUGCAGAUGCAGUCUUUGAGGGAUUGCGAGAAAAGAAGAGGAGAUGUUUUCCAUUGCAUAAAAGCAUAUCGGCCCUAAUAGAAAGGGAGUGGAAAAAGCCGGAUAAGAAGGCCUUUGUUAGUAAAAAUUUUAAAAGGAAAUACCCAUUCGAGGAAGAGGCUUCCACUUCAUGGGAUAAAGCGCCAAAGCUGGACGUGGCCAUUUCCAAGGUGUCCAGGAAAUCUUCAUUGCCGUUUGAUGACAUGGGUUUUUUGAAGGAUCCGUUAGACAAAAAAAUCGACUCUUGCCUAAGGAAUACUUGGGAAGCAUCCACUGCCUCCUUUAGGCCCAACAUUGCAGCAACAGUUACUGCCAGAUCCCUAGCUUUAUGGUUAGAGAGGUUAGAAGGUCAGUUGAGGGAUAAAUGCCCCAGAGACCAGAUUUUAAACUCUCUACCGACCCUUCAGAAGGCUGUAGAUUUCCUAUCAGACGCCUCGGUGGAGGCAGUUCGUUUAGCAGCCAGGUCUGCGUCCACCUCUAAUUCCGCCCGUAGGGCCCUUUGGCUAAAAAACUGGAGGGGGGGCGACAUGGCCUCAAAGCAGCGCUUAUGUGGCAUCCCCUGUCAGGGACAGUUUUUAUUCGGGCCUGAAUUAGAUGCCCUUCUGGAGAAGGCGGCUGAUAGGAAAAAGAGAAUGCCUCAGGAGUCCUCUUUUUCCCAGUUUCGGCCCUAUAGACGUCCCUUUCAGUACGGCCCCAGAUCUCAGGGGAGAAGACAGCUGGGAGAUAGAGAUCAGUUUCCCAGGCCCAGGGGUUCAGGGAACAGAGGUUUCAUGUUUGGAGGUUCCUCUUCUUCCCAGAAGGAUAAACCUUCAAAGAAAUGA
Molecule: messenger RNA, 1316 nt
Organism: Bufo gargarizans (Asiatic toad)
Lineage: Eukaryota; Metazoa; Chordata; Amphibia; Anura; Bufonidae
Exons: 2
Coding region: 9-1316 (435 amino acids)
Source: RefSeq, a predicted model, not a curated record